Molecule: messenger RNA, 408 nt
Organism: Ostertagia ostertagi
Lineage: Eukaryota; Metazoa; Nematoda; Chromadorea; Rhabditida; Trichostrongylidae
Source: the annotation of a GenBank genome assembly
AUGAAAUUCCAGAGAGCUUUGAAGAACCUGCCCAACUCUCCUUUUAGGCUUUGCGAAGGAAAGAACGAAUUCAAGAGUGUGAUGGACAUGCAAGAAGGAUUGUCUUUACAGCGUGGACAUCUUGACGAGUGGCACUUCAGUAUGGUCACUCGAGAGCCUGUCGAUCGGUUUUUGUCAGGAUACGCUCUUCUGAUGCUGUACCGUGCAUGCGGGGACGAGGAGUGGUUGCAACGAGCACGGUGCUUCGCUCUCAUGAUUCUCGACAGCAAUAUUCGUGCUGCGCAGAGAACGCCAGAUUCACCUUUCAGUCUCUUCGAAGGAUUAUCGGGAGCGCUGUGCUUCCUAGUCGAUCUGCUUCCUGAAAACAUUGAGAAGGCUCAGUUUCCUUUGUAUCCGGUACCAUUUUGA